This is a messenger RNA of Candidozyma auris, 978 nucleotides long. RefSeq names its product Age2p (gene AGE2). Lineage: Eukaryota; Fungi; Ascomycota; Pichiomycetes; Serinales; Metschnikowiaceae. Gene Ontology annotation, biological process: intra-Golgi vesicle-mediated transport; endoplasmic reticulum to Golgi vesicle-mediated transport; endocytosis. The record is from RefSeq and is a predicted model, not a curated record. Gene Ontology annotation, molecular function: GTPase activator activity. The transcript has a single exon. The coding region runs from base 1 to 978 and encodes 325 amino acids. Gene Ontology annotation, cellular component: Golgi apparatus.
AUGGGCACGCAUAUCUCAAGAGUGAAGUCGGUGGAUUUGGACGCGUGGACAGACGAGCAGGUGGAGUCGAUGUUGAAGUGGGGCAACAGCAAGUGCAACGCCUACUGGGAGCUGAAGCUUCCUGACGGUUACGUUCCUGAUGCGUCCAAGAUUGAAAAUUACAUUAGGACAAAAUACGAUAUGAGGAAGUGGGCAGCUCUGCUGAAACCUGACCCGCUGGCUAUACCAGCCAAAAGUGUUGCCAGUUCCGCUCCUGCUCAAGUGCAAAAGCAUACCAGGCUGACUCCCGCCAUCCAAAAACCACAGCCUGAGGUCGCUGUUGACCUUCUAAACGACGACUUUGGCACCUUUUCUCUGGCCCUGCCUCUGCCAGCACCUGUCCCGCCUGCAAAGCCACAGCCAAAAGUACCUCCACAAGCUCUGGUUCCUCCUAGGACAUCUGUUUCUCAACCAGCGCCUCCACCACCUCAGAAACCACAGCAGCAUGCCAACAAUGGCCGUAAUGACUUGAAGAAAUCGAUUUUGUCCCUUUACUCACUGCCUUCGUCGUCCAAUUCCAACGUAUCCACUUCGUCGCUCAUGAAGAGCUCCCAGCCUAAUCUUGCAUUGUUGAACUCAAAAAGGAAUCCAGUUUCGCCCGCUCCUACACAAGAACCGGUCAAUCUGCUUUCAGACUCUUUGCAUGGCUUAUCGUUUGGCCCGGCCUCUCUGUCAAGUUUGCCUCAGGCUAAACCCCCUUCGCAACCUACCAACAGCAGUCCACUGUGGGAAAACCAGUGGAACGAUUCAUCCGCUUCAGUCAAUCAAUGGGCAUCCGACUCUGUUCUUCCUAAAACUACAAUUGCACAGACAGCCUCCAGUGGGUUCAGUCUGACACUUGACGACGACCUAUUCAAAAUGUGUGGAGCUGAGUAUUUGAUCUGUUCUAAAGCAUGCUACAGUCUUUCAUCCUGGCAUUUAAUAGGCAUUUUGGAGUGA